AUGUACAAGAACAAAACCAAGAGGGAAGAGGAUGGGAAGGAACUCUUGCAAGUUGCCAAUGCAACGCUUGAACGUUUUCGUGCCUCUGAGGCUGUAGCCAGUAGGGCAAUCCGUGGAUUCAUAAAACCACAACAAGCCAAAAUUCUAGAGAAUCUUUUGAUGCUAGAGAGAGAAACAGUUACCCGAGCACGAAAAGACGAAGAUUCCUCAGAAAAUUUAUCUGAAAAAGAAGCCGCUAGAGACAUUCAAAAAUUCAUAUAA
This is a messenger RNA of Dovyalis caffra, 261 nucleotides long. Lineage: Eukaryota; Viridiplantae; Streptophyta; Magnoliopsida; Malpighiales; Salicaceae. The record is from the annotation of a GenBank genome assembly.